Molecule: messenger RNA, 1239 nt
Organism: Symsagittifera roscoffensis
Lineage: Eukaryota; Metazoa; Xenacoelomorpha; Acoela; Convolutidae
Product: WD repeat-containing protein 82-B-like
Exons: 1
Coding region: 92-1069 (325 amino acids)
Cellular component (GO): Set1C/COMPASS complex
Molecular function (GO): chromatin binding; protein binding
Source: RefSeq, a predicted model, not a curated record
UCAACGAAUCAAAGUCUCUUUUCAGAUAUCAUUGACUGGCCUUUUAACGGUAUUGGAAUCCGGCAAUAAUAUCUGAUUUUUCAUAAUAGAAAUGAAGCUCAGUGACCAGGUUCUGAAGAAAUUCCGGGUUGCAAAAAUUUUCAAGGAAAAUACCGAUAAAAUCAAUUCAAUCGACUUCUCGGAAGAUGGAACAACUCUGAUUUCGAGCAGUGACGACGAUUCAAUACAAAUUUACGACGUGGUCAAAGGAGUUCCUGGAAAAACGCUUUUUAGUAAGAAAUAUGGAGUGGAUAUAAUUCGGUAUACCCAUCAAGCAAACUGUGUCAUUUACAGCUCCAAUAAAAUCGAUGACACUCUGCGAUACCUUUCUGUUCACGACAACAAAUACAUACGAUACUUUGCGGGACAUUCCAAAAAAGUUGUCACUUUAUGCAUGUCACCAGUUGAUGAUACUUUCCUUUCUGGGUCUCUUGACAAAACUAUUCGUCUUUGGGACUUGCGAUCCACAAACUGCCAGGGGUUGAUGAAUCUGCCCGGUAGACCAGUCGCUGCCUUUGACCCCGAAGGAUUGAUCUUUGCAGCUGGAAUAAACUCUGAAAUGAUCAAAUUAUAUGAUCUGAGAUCAUUCGACAAAGGGCCUUUCUCAACAUUCCGACUUCAACAGGACAAGGCUUGCGACUGGACUGGUAUGAAGUUUAGCAAUGACGGUAAAAUGAUACUGAUUUCUACUAGUGGGUCUAUAAUUCGAUUAGUCGAUGCGUUCCAAGGAAACUUGCUGCAAACCUUCACUGGUUUCAACAAUACCAGAAACGCUCCUUUGGAGGCGAGUUUCACUCCAGACGCUCAGUUUGUGUUGUCUGGAUCAAGCGAUGGUAAGCUCCACGCAUGGUCUUGUGAAACAGGGGCUAAAAUAAGCACAAUGGAGGGCAAGCAAUCUUCAACAAUUUACAACGUUCAGUUCAACCCCAAAUAUAUGAUGCUAGCGAGCACCUGCAAUCAAAUGAGUUUUUGGAUUCCGGACAUCGAAGAAGACGCUAUGAAUGCAGAGCUUGGGGCAUUCAAAAAAUGAGAUAGCUCUGAUAUAAUUAGCGAUAAAUAAUUUCUUCAAGAAUAGGCGAUACAUUUUGUGCAUGUUGUUGAUAUCAAUUUUUAUCGAGUUUCGAGUGUAAUAUCCAUGCUUCUCUUUCAAUAAUUUCUUUCUAGAUGUUUUUCCUUUGUUUCAAUUUAACUAUCUUCUGU